This is a messenger RNA of Manduca sexta (tobacco hornworm), 1025 nucleotides long. RefSeq names its product B9 domain-containing protein 2 (gene B9d2). Gene Ontology annotation, biological process: cilium assembly. NCBI's taxonomy places the organism in Eukaryota, Metazoa, Arthropoda, Insecta, Lepidoptera, Sphingidae. The coding region runs from base 198 to 734 and encodes 178 amino acids. The transcript is spliced from 4 exons. The record is from RefSeq and is a predicted model, not a curated record. Gene Ontology annotation, cellular component: MKS complex.
GGUGGCAUAGUAACCAUGGCAACCUUUUGACAACAAAAGUUUUACAACAGAAUGUAAGUCAAUGACGGAAAUACAAUCAUUGUAUUUUAAGAUUUGUGCAGGAUUAUAAAAAAAUACCAAUAAGACAUGUUUACCUUUAUUCUCAAUAUGUAAUAAUUAGUUAAAUAUGAAAGUGCAAGAUUCGAGUUUAUUAUCUAAUGGCCGAGUUGCAUUUAUUAGGACAGUUACAAGGCACCACAAACUUUUUGGGAGAUUUUUCAUUAUUCUGUAGAUAUUCUUUUCAAGCCGGUCCAAAUUGGACACUCGUGUCUGGAUGCCCUGAAGGUCAGACAGUCUCAGGAAAAUCUGAUCAUUCUCAGAAGGUUGUGUGGGCCCAUCCUAUUGACAUCCAUUACGUAACAAAAGGAAUACAAGGUUGGCCAAAAAUAAUUUUGCAAGUAAGCUGUUUAGACAAUAUUGGUCGUUCAUGGGUGGUGGGAUAUGGCUGCACCUCGCUGCCGUCUGCGCCGGGUCACCAUACUAUAACAAUACCAUGUUGGGCACCCGCAGCAAGCACAUUCACCGAUAGAAUUCGGCACUACUUUCUUGGAGGAUCGUCACAACUUCUUGAAACUGAUAUUAUUAAUUUAGGCAGUGAUAGGUAUAAACUCAAAACCAAAUCAAAAGGACUCGUAACGCUACAUAUUGAUGUUAUUCUUAGAAAUUUCUCUUCAUUUGGCGUAGAGUAUAAAUAACAACAUGAGAGUUCUAGUAUAUUUUGGUUUUACCCUUUUGUCCAUACUCAUACAAUUCUGCGUCAUGGAUUUUAUUCAAGAUCAAUUACAAGAGACAGAAUCACUAGAUCAUAAUGUAGCUAACUCAGAGGAAAAUGAUGAUAUUAAACAUAUUCAUAGUGAUAAACUUAGGAAAUCAACGAAAGCGAACUUUGAGUUAAAGAAACCUAUCUACAGAAACACUUCAAGGUUUAUUCUUCCACCGAGUACAACAAUGACAAGCACGGUAUUAGAUAUAUUUUACGAUGAAAA